Molecule: messenger RNA, 264 nt
Organism: Aphanomyces astaci
Lineage: Eukaryota; Oomycota; Saprolegniomycetes; Saprolegniales; Verrucalvaceae
Exons: 2
Coding region: 1-264 (87 amino acids)
Source: RefSeq, a predicted model, not a curated record
AUGCAACUUGAGGACGACCGUACGACAUCAUGGAGCCCUCCCCUCCGCCGCGCCUCGGCAUCCGUCGGCGCCGCGUCCGUGCAGCACGAACGGAUUGUGUCAAUCAACCAGUGGUGGUCGGCGCUAUUUGUCAAGGGCAAAUUGGACCAGCUCAAGCAGUCACGGAAACCACAAGCUCCUGUCAACCACACAGUUUUACAGCAACCACUAAGCACGACGUUCAAAGUGUAUUUUCCAAAGUUAGACUAUACGGCGGCGUACUAA